Molecule: messenger RNA, 1206 nt
Organism: Pediculus humanus corporis (human body louse)
Lineage: Eukaryota; Metazoa; Arthropoda; Insecta; Psocodea; Pediculidae
Product: TFIIH basal transcription factor complex p44 subunit, putative
Exons: 6
Coding region: 1-1206 (401 amino acids)
Biological process (GO): regulation of transcription by RNA polymerase II; nucleotide-excision repair; DNA-templated transcription
Cellular component (GO): transcription factor TFIIH holo complex; transcription factor TFIIH core complex
Molecular function (GO): zinc ion binding
Source: RefSeq, a predicted model, not a curated record
AUGGAAGAGGAAGAAAGUAAAGAAUACCGUUGGGAGACCGGUUACGAAAAAACAUGGGAAGCAAUAAGGGACGAUGAAGGAGGUCGCAUAGAAGAAGCUUCAGUAAAUGAAAUCAUUGAAAAAGAAAAGAGAAAGAGACAGGAGUUAAAAACAGGAAACAGGCGAUUGGGAUUGAUGAGACAUGUUUAUUUAAUAAUAGAUUGUUCAGAAGCAAUGUUAGAUCAAGACCUGAGUCCAAAUAGACAAUUAUGUACAGUAAAACUUUUAGAAGGGUUUAUUGAUGAAUUUUUUGAGCAAAAUCCAAUCGCACAGAUGGGUGUUAUUAUCACAAGAAAUAAAAGAGCUGAAAAAUUGAGUGAUUUGGCUGGAGUUUCAAAAAGACAAAAAGAAAUAAUUAAAAGUAUAGGAGAUUUGGCUUGUACAGGACAGCCAUCUUUGCAAAAUGCUUUGGAAUUAGCUGGAAAAUCAUUAAAAUUAAGACCCACACAUGCCAGUAGGGAAGUCAUUGCAAUCAUAGCUAAUCUGACUACUUGUGAUCCUGGUAAUGUAGCUGAUACUAUUAGGUUUAUGAAAGAAGAAAACAUUCGAUGCUCAGUUAUAGGAUUGGCUGCUGAAGUAUAUGUUUAUAAAACUUUAACCAAAGAAACCAAAGGGACUUACAGUGUUAUUUUAGAUGAUGUUCAUUUCAAGAAUCAAUUAUUUCAACAAAUAGAUCCACCUGCAAUGACAAGUAAUUUGAGUGCAUCAUUAAUAAAAAUGGGUUUUCCUCAUCAUUCAUUGCACGAUGACAAAUCUUCAUUAGGAUUGUGCAUGUGCCAUUUAGACGACUCCGAGGUUAAAUUAAAAUCGGAUGGAUACAAGUGUCCACAAUGUGCAGCCAAAUAUUGCGAACUUCCUGUCGAAUGUAAGGUAUGCAGUUUAACAUUAGUGUCUGCUCCACAUCUAGCCAGAACUUUUCAUCACCUUUUCCCGGUUCAAAGUUUUGAAAGGUUCGAUGGGAAAAAUGCUGAAGGUUACUGUUUCGGAUGCCAAAAAAAAUUUUCCGAAGGAGAUACAUAUUUAUACAAAUGUAACAAAUGCGAGCAAAGAUUUUGCGGCGUCUGCGACAUAUUUGUUCACGAUUCACUUAGAACGUGUCCUGGAUGUGCAACAAAUCCACUUUUAUUUCAAAAUAAAACCGCCGCAUCAUUUAACGCAAUCACCUAA